AUCUCAUCAUCUCACGAGCUACUUAGUUGCGUGCCUAUUCUUUCUACAUUAAAAUAACAAAAAUGAUUGCCCUAAAUUAACGUACCUUCUGUAGUUCAACUAAUUCUAAGUUAUCUUUUACAAAAGAAUUAUUUUUAAAAUGUCAAAAAAGCGAUUCAGUAAAAUUCAUGGCCACAAGGAAGAUUUUAGUGCCACAUUUGACCUUAAAUAUGGUAGCAAGCAUGGUUUAUUUAUAAACAUAACUUUAAACGGCUGUUACUGAAUGUAUCAACUUAAUUAAACAAUUAUGUGUCGUAAAUCAUUAGUUUUGCUAUCUAACAAUGAGCGAUCGCGUCAAAAGCAGCAAGGAAACUAAUUUUCCUUUGCAAACUUUACCAACAGAAGUACUCUUUUUGAUAUUUCAGUUGUGUGAUAUCACAUCUUUGGGUCGCUUGGCUCGUACGUGUAAGAGAUUUAAUGAAAUAAUUGACGAUGACUAUUUUUGGCAAGAAAAGAGCAAGAAAGUUAUCGUUACCAACCAGUUAUGUGAGCGAUUUCGACGGAGGACAUAUCAUGUCCUUGUACCAAAGGAGAGUUGCAGGAUAUCAGAAAAUUGGAAGCUGGGAAGUUAUAGAGAGACUAUUCAUAAGCGGCAAGUUGCAAGGUUCAUGCCCUGGAUGGUGCUGGAGAAGAACGAGCUGUGGUUGAGUCAGGGGCCAUACAUCAUGAGGCUGCUGCGGGUGGACCACACCCUCUCCGCCGAGCGGACGGUCAACGUCUGCGGCGACAGCAAAGACGUGUGCCGCUUCGUCAGGCGCGACGGGCACUUGAUUUGUGGCGGCAGGGAUGGCGUACUUAGUGGCUGGUCGGAUUGUUACACUCGACUAUUCUUGCAUCGAGCAGCACAUUCCAGAGAUGUGCGUGCGGUUGAUUGCAGCAACAGUGUGAUUCUGUCGGGUGGCUCUGACGGUCUCAUCAAGACGUGGCAGCGGAGCUCGAUGCGGGACGACAGCGCGUGCCUCUCCGAGGAGAGCGUCGGCGACAAGGUGCUGUGCCUGGGCGUCUCCCCCGGCGGCCGGCUGUUCUGCGCGGGCACGGCCGCCGUGCGGAGGACCGCUCCUCUGCUCCUGUACGACCUGGAGACCCGCGCCAAGCUGGCCGCCCUGCCGGGGCAGUGGAGGAGGGGGGCCGGGACCCUGGACGUCGCGUGGCUGGACAACCGCUCCUUCCUCGCCGGCGGCUACGACACCAGCGUCCAGCUGUGGGACGUGCGCGUGCGGGAUGCUGUGAUGAGGUGGGAGAAUCCUUUCGACAGCGCUGUCUACUGCGUCCAGACGGACGGAGAGAACACAAUUGUGUCGGGCCUGGCCCAGAGCUGCUGCAUGCAGCUGUGGGACAAGAGGACGUCGAACAGGCUCGUCCAGGUGUUCUACGCCAAGGGCUCGGACAGCAGCCCCGUUUACUGCCUGGCGUUCGACUCAAGCUACUUGUACUGCGCCCUCGACCGGUCGCUGCACUCGUUCGACUUCACGGGCCGCUCCAACAAGCCCAAGAACUACCAGGCCUGUCUUCAACAGAGUGUUCCUACUGGGGAGGCAAGACGGAGAUUCCCACAUUCUGUCCAAAAGUCACGCUAUUCAGUCCACAGACCAAGAGAUCGUCAUGUUUCAUAAUUAAAUAACUUUAACAUGGUAGCUAAAAGCACUUUGAUCUCAUUAUUGUAACACUAUCUUGCAUCUUGAGUUUUCAUGUGGGACCAGUUAUAAAAUACACGGUGUGCCUCUUGUUAAAACCUGUGCCAUGUUUACUCACAGAGCAAACUUGUGUGUAAUAUUUGAAUAGUGUUUGCUUAUGUUUUCACAGAACUUUUUGGAACCUCUAAAAAGUACAGUGAAUAUUUGUAUGAAUGUAUAUAUGUACGUAUGUACUUAUAUUUAUUUAAGUUAGUGAAACAAUCAGUGCCACAGUUGGAAGUUUGUUUAAAAAAAUUUUUUUACUAUAGUUUGUCAUGACCGGUAAAAAAUUGAAUAUUUACCAAUUUAAUUUAUGUUUAGAAAGUUUUUUCCUUAAAAAUGUAUAUUAAAUAAAAAAUAAUUUCUUUAAUUGUUUGUAUUUAUUAAAUUGUAUGUUCAUGCCUUGUUAUAAUAUUGACAGUGUGUGACCUUUAUAAAAUUUUCUUAAAUAUAAGAUAUUUUUUCAGUAACUGAUAAUGUACAGGUUAAAUUUUAACUUGUGUAAAGUCACACUUUUAGCCAAACACCCCAAAUUUUUAUCAUGUCAGCAUGGCAAAUAUUCAUUAACCUUACCAUUUAGACUUAGCCAAAUUAUUGCUUAGUGAAUGAUUCUUUUUUUACAUUAGUUAGGUAUCUGCCACACCAAGUACAUUCGUGUCAAUGUGGACUAAUAUUAUGAACACGUACUUCCAAACUAGGCCAGACAUUCCGACAUGUGAUUGCAUGCUGAAAAAUUAGUUUUCUAUGUCUUUGUGUUAUCAGUUUAUCACAUAAAAAUAAAAUACAAUAAAAAAAAUUAAUCGUAAGUUAAUGGCUAAAAUUGUUUGUCUGCAAGCAUUAAAAUUUGGAAAGGCAUUAAUAUGCCAUUUAAUUGCAAAAAUUUGGAUAAAUAAUGUAAUAUGUUUCGUAAAGGUACAUCACAUGACUGUAACAAUAACCAAAUUACCAGUGUUGUAGACCUCACUCUUAUGGCACGUGCUGUUGCCUAAUCUCUUAACACAUUGCAAAUUUCAGCAGUUGUGUUUCUUUAGGAUUCUGAUUGCACAAGAAGCAUUUUAAGAACUCAUAUCAAAAUUUAUAAUAUUUGUAGUAUCAUGCUUUUAAAUUUACAAUAGAUUACCUCUUUAGUUUUUAGUAGUACUGCGGGUUCCAGGUGUGAGUGUAUUGUCGAUGAGAGAUUACCUACUUGUUGUAUGAGUAACAAGUUGAUAACAUUGAAGAAUGAGAAACACAGUGUAUGAGUAAGGUUAUGGCAGGGGUGUGGCAAAUAGUUAACUGCGUGAUGUGAGUUCCCGAUGGCUGAGCAACACUCGCUUGGAGAGAGUGUAUACACCUAACGACUUACGACGAGUAACCCAACGAGUACGAGGAAGUGGACAAGUCUGCCAGAGCUUCAGGGAUUCCGGGGUGAAGCACAGUGUGUGGCAGUUACAACACAGCAUCAGCUAGACACUCACUUGGCUUACGAGAAGUUAGUGGCUGACAUCGGAAUGCUGCGGUGUUCUGACAUCACAUUGGGUUGGAGUCCCAGUGCGAGUAUCCGAGGGCAUUCUACUAGAAGAACGAUGCUGAUGGUACAUGACCAUCUGUGACUUCAUCUCUUCUCGGACUCGUACCAAGCACCUACUACGAGUUAACUUGCUUGUUGGAGAAGACGAUCAGUGGUGCCAACAUCAGACGUCCGCCCGCCAACGAGGCGAGUAGCCAUACCAACAGAAGCCGUGUGUUGGCGAUGAUUAUCUUAACACCUGAACUAAAGAUUAUUGACGCUGGUCAUGAAUUUAAUGACUGUUUAGUUUGAUAAAUUUUCUGAGCCGUACUUUUAAUGUGUGUUUGCAGAUAAUCACUUUCAAAUUGUAAUGGAGAAUUUCUUAGUAAUUAGAAAUAAUAUUUCAAUAUUCCAUGAGAGCAGAAUUACUAAGGCUAAUUUACAGUAAUAUAUGAACUGGAGUAAAUACCCAGUAUCAUUUUUGAUUGGCACUGUUAGUCUUUUAUUAUCUGUUUAAUUGUGCAACUUUUAUAAACUUUUUAGUUUUAUUUAUUCAUGCCCAAUAUUUCUGUGUUCACAGCAAACCAUUAAAUGAAACUUGACAUUGAGAGGUUGGCAUUCAGGGAUCCACCAGGCACAUUAGUUAGCUAUGUUUUCCAAUUGUAUUGUAGUACCACCGUGUGGAGUUUGUGAAUAAAUGUCUAUUUUUCGAA
Molecule: messenger RNA, 3914 nt
Organism: Bacillus rossius redtenbacheri
Lineage: Eukaryota; Metazoa; Arthropoda; Insecta; Phasmatodea; Bacillidae
Product: F-box/WD repeat-containing protein 4
Exons: 7
Coding region: 321-1652 (443 amino acids)
Biological process (GO): SCF-dependent proteasomal ubiquitin-dependent protein catabolic process
Cellular component (GO): SCF ubiquitin ligase complex
Molecular function (GO): protein binding
Source: RefSeq, a predicted model, not a curated record